AUGGCUCGCCUCGUAAACCAUUUGGUAACAUUCGUGCCCGUGUUCUCCAGCAAAGAAUUAGACAUGACUCUGCGUGCUGGAUGCGCGGUCUGCGGGCUCAGACCGCACCCUCGGCUCCCACCAAUCACAGAGAAGGACAACGAUUCUCCAUCGGUGUCCAGACUUGGGACUGGGACCCUGGGCUCUGGUGCGUCGAUGCUCCCACGGAGGCCGACCUGCUCGGCAAGAGGUACUGAACCACAGCAGCAGCGGUCGGCCCCCCCGGGGCGGGUACCCCCAGGUGGAGCCUUGAUAAUCAUGGUUAUGUACCCUUCGAUUUUCUUCCACAACGAGAAGAAGUGGGGGUGA
This is a messenger RNA of Prorocentrum cordatum, 348 nucleotides long. NCBI's taxonomy places the organism in Eukaryota, Dinophyceae, Prorocentrales, Prorocentraceae. The record is from the annotation of a GenBank genome assembly.